Vigna radiata var. radiata (mung bean) is the source of this 1350-nucleotide messenger RNA. RefSeq names its product protein MAINTENANCE OF MERISTEMS-like. The record is from RefSeq and is a predicted model, not a curated record. The coding region runs from base 1 to 1170 and encodes 389 amino acids. The transcript has 4 exons. Lineage: Eukaryota; Viridiplantae; Streptophyta; Magnoliopsida; Fabales; Fabaceae. Gene Ontology annotation, biological process: meristem development; meristem maintenance.
AUGACGAUCACUCUUGAUGAUGUUUCCACUUUACUUCAUCUCCCGGUGAUGGGACAGUUAUGCGAUUUGGAGGAGUUGGAGUUUGAGGAGGCUCGUACAGCCCUCGUAGACCUGCUUGGCGUUGACGGUGGCACAGCUGGUGCUGAGAUGGAGGAUAGGUGUCAGUCGCAGGAUUGGGACUAUGCUGCCAGAGCAUAUCUGUUGCAUCUAGUAGGAUGCACNAUUUUUGCAAAUAAAAGUGCUAGUUCUAUACGCGUGUCUUACCUACUAUUAUUUAGAGACAUACACGCGUGUGGCAGAUAUGCUUGGGGCAUUGCUGCNCUUGCCCAUUUGUACGAGCAGCUUGGGGAUGCCAGUCUAGCUUCCACGAAGCAGAUGGCUGGAUAUCUGACUCUUUUCCAGAGUUGGAUAUACGAGCAUUUCCCUAGCAUGGGAAGGAGGCGGUUGGUGUCUUCUUAUGAUGACACCACACCACGUGCGACUAGGUGGCAGAGCCUUCGGCAGAGUUCGACUCUUGCAGAAAUCCGGUCGCAGUUGGAUGGCCUGACAUAUGGUGGAGUUCUAUGGCAUCCAUACGAGGGACAUCGGGGCAUUCGUCUAUUAUUCGGAAUUUGUAUGUAUUCUGGAUGGAUUCGGAUUGGUGACACCCUUUCCCGUCAUUUACCUGAGCGUGUGAUGAGGCAGUUUGGAUUUUACCAGGAGAUUCCACGACCACCCACUGUCAUUGCAGAUGCAGAUGUAGUCGCUAUUGAUUUUGCGUGGUUGCACUUCAUAGAUCACGUUAUUAGGAAUGUGAGACAGACAUCAUACCCUUCUGAAUGUGUCGAUGGAUACAUACAGUGGUUUAGGAGGGUUUCACAUCCCUAUAUUAUUGCUGCUCCAGCUGACGCGAGACCGGCUCUUGCGCCUACACAACGCCCCGAUGUUCCACAGGAGGCACGACGUCAUCGUAGAUCCUCUCCACCUUCACCAUCCGGCGCCUUGGCUAGGUUUAGGCAAAUGGCUAAAAAGUUACAGGCGAUGAUAUCGUGUCGUCAUGUGACCAAAGGUACAGUUGCACAUCAGAUGACGGUGGAAUUGCUUCAAGAAGCUAAUGAUGGCAUUGACGAAUAUUCCCCGACUAGGAGAGGACAGAGGCAUGUGCGUGGUAGACGUUCGACGUCUAAUUGAUAGGAAUAAUCUUCUUCGAAUUUAUUUAUGCUAUUAGUCUUGAAUAGGAGAGGAUACAGGCAUAUGCCAUUUUAUUUAUGCAAACUUUUUUUUUUUUUUAUCUGUUUGAUGAGGAUGACGGAAGCGAAGGCAAUGGUUCGUAUUCAAUAUUUCCAGUUCACGCCCUCCAUUUUCUUUUUU